Caenorhabditis elegans is the source of this 908-nucleotide messenger RNA. The record is from the annotation of a RefSeq genome assembly. NCBI's taxonomy places the organism in Eukaryota, Metazoa, Nematoda, Chromadorea, Rhabditida, Rhabditidae.
AUGAGCUGGAUCGGUAGAACAGCAGCAACGGGGUCUUUAUUUUCUGCCCCACCUGCGCAUACCAUGUCCAAUUUUAGACAUCUGAACUACCCAGCAUUGAAGUCCUUGUUAAAGUAUUUGAACCCAAGUUUGAGAUUCCAACUCUUCACCGGGUGUCCUUCAAUCCAAAACCUGGAAAAGUCGGUGCCUAUGUGCAUCAAUUACCUAAAAUUGACAGGUCAUAGUAUAACGGUGAACAGAGCUGCAUAUGAAUUGGUUGUUUUCGAUGAGAAUCGACAGUUCAAAUUCGAUAUCGACGAACAUGGGAAUCAAGAUUCCAGCGAACUCGAGGAAAAUCCGAAUGAAGUAAGGCUUAACGUGCGAGUUGCUCCAAUUAGACGUCGAGUCAAUGUCAGACGUUUUAAUCGCGGUCCUACUAGGAAUAGUCUGAUAAGACUGAAGAUGGGAAGAAGAGUUGAAGUUCUGAGCUAUCAACGAAAAAUGCAUGAAGCUUUGAAGUAUAUGCUUGGGAAGCUAUUCGGAGGACGUAAUGUGAAAGUGAACCAGCUCGCCAUUGGUUGUAAAAGCAUACUUCGGAUUCCGACCACCGUCAAGUUUAACGUUAAAAUUUUGGAGGUUCUGGAUACCAACAUCUAUAACAACUUGGGAACCGUUUGCUCGAUAAUUGAAGAUUCCAGUCUGCCAUUUAACACGAUAAAAUUCCGGUUGGAAAACUUCACAACUACUAAUAACCCAACCGUACAGGCCGCUAGAAUUUUGCAUGUUCAGGCUAUGUAGAGGAGCGUUGGACACUCCGUGAACGCCGAUGGAAUAACAAUGGACUUGAACGAGACUUCCAAAGUGGUCAUCAAGAAACUUCACGAUGGAAAUAGGUGGAUUUUGAAAAUGAAAGUGGAAAGGCGAUGACU